UAGUGGCAUCCUGGUAAAACGACGCAAACCAGAGUUUACGUUCAGUGUGGUGGUCAUACUGUUCCCAGCCACUCCACAGCGUUAGCUCCCGCCCGACUGUCCGCGUGAAGCUCGGCGAAUCUAAAGUGGACCGAGCGGAACCGGUUCAGUAAAGUGAGAGUGCCAUGAGGAGAGGAGCCAGAGAGUGAGGCGAUGGGCUGCACCUCGGCUAAGCAGGUGUCGGCCGUGCCCAGUGAUGAGGAAGGCCGGGGCAAGGCCUACAGCAACGGAGACCUCUUCUCCGACGAGUACAAGAUGAAAGGAGUGGAGGAGGUGAAGUACAUGCGUGGAGAGGAGGACCGGGUGAAUGCACGUAACCAGGAGAACCUGGAGAAAAGCUCUGUACAGUACAGGGGCAAACAGCCGAAAGAAGGCUCUGGAGCCAACGCCAACAGGACAAACAUCCACACGUCAGAGAGCCAGCAGGAGUUCUUCAGGAUGCUGGAUGAGAAGAUUGAGAAGUGAUGCUAUCUGUCCUCCCUCUAUCAUCUCUCUUCUCUUGGUCUCAUCUCUCAUCUGUGGUGUGUCCACAGGGACAGGACUACUGUUCGGAGGAGGAAGAGGCGGAGGACGGGACAUAGCACACAGGCCCCCGACUCAACCCCCUACAAGAGCCUCCCAGAGUGUGUAUGGGUGCAUGUGAGAGAAUCUGUGUGUGUUUGUGUGUGUAUGUUUGACUGCCUUGUGAUUCUGUAUGUGUUGGUGUGAGCUUGUAUUUUGUGUGUGUGAGAGAGAGAGAAUGCUAUCCUCAAAGACUGUUGCCUCCCUCUUGGCCCUCGUCACAUUGGGUCCCUUAGUGGAUUGCUGGAGGGAGAGACGAAAUGUGGACUCACUACAGCCAGGCCAGUGUUCCUGCUCCCCUGCAGGACUAUGGAGAGAUACUACCCCCACCCCUCUACCCCAACUACCACCCCAGUGAACUGUACAGUGGUCCCUGGUCCAAUUCUGUGUAUACCACCACCUCAUGACUCGUCGUCGGCAUCACAGUCUCGGGAGACCAUAGAUUUCUUGUGCCUGGGUGUUAGGUCAUAGCGCAGUGUCUGCUGUGGCUGUGGAGUCCAAUCUGUCUGGGAGACACCCUCCUGGUUUCCACCCUCCAUGGCUCUGGAUGUUGUGCUUCGCCUGCGAGGAGCAGAGAUGUGGAUGGAGAUAGAGGGGGGGCACUUCCAUAACCCCCACCAGCCCUCGUCACAGAACUGAGGCUUGCUGCUAGAGUGAGCCGAGUGGGAGGGAGGGAAAAGAGAGAACCCCUGAUAUUUUAAUAAGAGAAAGAAGAGUGAGUGGGUUCUUUUGGAGCUCUGAACUUCUGCCCUUUGAAGGACCUUUUUCUUUUUAAAAUUCUGUUCAUCCAGUUAAGUUUUUUUUAAUUUAAUUAGAAUUGUAAUGUUUUUUUUUUUAUAUGCCUUCUAUCAUAAUGCAUCACCUCCUGCAGGCUACAGCUCUAUAGGCCAGAGCUCCUGGGUCUCUACACAACCUGUCCUCUUAAAUAUACCCUCAACACUACUACACUAGACCCUGGCUUUGUGAGACGAAACACAUACUGUACACACAUCUCCACACACUCAACCUCAUAUUCAUAGAUGCACUCAUAUAUUCACACACACACAUAAGUACAGACCAAAGCAGCUAGACACAAACACACAGAGAUGCCAUUGUAUUCCUGUCAUUUUGUUAGCCCAGUGUUAUGUAAGUGUGUUAGGCUGUGGUAGGCUGUGGUGUUGAUGGGUUUGGAUGAAUGUAGGAACCAGCAGCCGUGGGUUGUUUGGUUCCUGCUGCUGGACUUAUUCAUGUGCACCUGCAGUGUUCAUUACUCUUUCCUCCGCAUUGGUCGCUCAGUCGCCGCUUCUCUUCAACUCUGUAGUAUUGAAGCUUACUGGCAGAGUGGAGUCACCCUCUGUUGACACACACACAGACACACACACACACACAGCCUUUCAUGGACUGAAAAGUGGGUUGAAAGGAAAAGAGGUAUGGUUGCCUGGGAGACACAGCCCUGAUCAUGCUUAUGUCAUCAUCAUUAAUGGAUCCUUUCUUUUUCAUUUGAUUUUUCAAUACUUUUUGUUUUUCUAUUAAAAUUAGAAACACAGGAGCUGUUCAUCUUCUGUGUCUCUCUCUCUGUGUGA
Oncorhynchus mykiss (rainbow trout) is the source of this 2162-nucleotide messenger RNA. The record is from RefSeq and is a predicted model, not a curated record. NCBI's taxonomy places the organism in Eukaryota, Metazoa, Chordata, Actinopteri, Salmoniformes, Salmonidae.